CAAGUAACAGGCAACUUCAAGUGAAUCAGAAAGUUUUGUUACUUAUAAAGAAAGUGUUUUUUACUCAAAGAAAUUUAAUCUCCUGUUAUUGUUUUGUUAAUUUAUUUAAAUACGUAAUGUCGACGAAAUCCUCCGUCGAUUUGCGAGCAGAACUCGCUGAAUUAGUCAAGCGAAAAGCUGAAAUAGCUGAUACUCUUGCCAAUUUAGAACGUCAAAUUUAUGCGUUUGAGGGUAGUUAUUUGGAAGACACGCAAUUAUAUGGUAAUAUAAUACGUGGUUGGGAUAGAUAUUUGGCCAGCAACAAAAAUACCAAUAGUAAAGCAGAUAAACGAAAUAGGAAAUUCAAAGAAGCAGAAAGGCUUUUUUCAAAAUCAUCAAUCACCUCUAUGGCAGCUGUCAGCGGACUGGUCGAAAAUACCCAGGAAAAAAUUGACCGAUACAGCGAAUCGGAGUCACAGAUUGGCAACAGCGGUAGCGAAGACAAUUGCAGCCUUGUUAAUUCUCAUGGAACAACCCAGAAUAGUAGUAGCAGCAAUGGUAAUAAGGAAUCAAGUGGAAAGAACCAUUCUUUAUCUGGCCAGUAUAAUCAGAACGGAUCUCUCACAUCUUCCACCGAGAUUUCUGGACAAUUUGCAAAUGGACAUGCGAGCAACGGCAGUCUCGAGCAUGUCUCCUUGAAAGAGAAUACUGGAAAAGAACCCUCGAAAAACAAAUCUGGAAACAGUGCUAAAAAGAACAGUAACAAGAGAUCUAGGAAUAGGUAGAAUACCAUCAAACUGUUAUCAUCGCUUAACCGACCAUCCGUGCAGGAUUGAACAAACUUGUUUCUUUCCUUGUGUCUCACUUGACCCUAUCAAUGUAUAAGAUUUUACUGUUUUCUCUUUUCUUCUUUCUUUACAAUAACUGCACUAUGAACAUUGAUUUUUUUUAUAAAAAAACAUACAUUAGCAAUAAGAACGUUAGGAUUAUUUAGGAGAUACAUAAAAACUGAACGAUGGAGAAGAUCGAUCACCACGUUUUGCCACCACAAGGCAAUUAUUCUUUUUGGUCUAAUAUUUCAGGAAUAAACAGACCAAGUUAGAAGGCGACGAAUGUAGUAUUAUAUCAGACUAAUAGUUAGGGAUAAAAAGAAAUCAAACAUUAAGAACUCGGAAAUGUUUUUUAUAUUAGUCAGUGGAACAGUAUCUAUUAAAUUUAAAAGUAUAAUUAUCACAUUGUUUUUAGCUUUUAUUCUUUUCUUUCAUGACAAAUACAGCAUCUGUUGCCAAGUAUUAGAAAUAGUCAUUUUUAUGUGAUUGAUCUGUUCUAUUAUUAUUAUUAUUAUUAUAAAAGACUACUUUAUAGACUGUCAUUUCUUCUGUAUAAAGCUCUCUAUUCUAUCAUAGUGUAAAAUACAAAGCAAAUAGAGUAUUGAAACUUAUAGCUGUAAAAAAAGAAAAAAAAAAAAAGAAUAAUGAU
Osmia bicornis bicornis is the source of this 1458-nucleotide messenger RNA. It is a transcript of the gene Eaf6, whose product is annotated as chromatin modification-related protein MEAF6. Bases 117 to 764 code for a protein of 215 amino acids. The transcript has 4 exons. Gene Ontology annotation, cellular component: NuA4 histone acetyltransferase complex. The record is from RefSeq and is a predicted model, not a curated record. Lineage: Eukaryota; Metazoa; Arthropoda; Insecta; Hymenoptera; Megachilidae.